Molecule: messenger RNA, 690 nt
Organism: Hibiscus syriacus
Lineage: Eukaryota; Viridiplantae; Streptophyta; Magnoliopsida; Malvales; Malvaceae
Product: UDP-galactose/UDP-glucose transporter 7-like
Exons: 6
Coding region: 1-690 (229 amino acids)
Cellular component (GO): Golgi apparatus
Molecular function (GO): UDP-galactose transmembrane transporter activity; antiporter activity; UDP-glucose transmembrane transporter activity
Source: RefSeq, a predicted model, not a curated record
AUGAACACUGAUGAUCGAGAGUUUCUAAACUAUUGCUAUAAUUUAACAUGUAGUUUUCCCUGUAGUUUGUUUGCAGCUUUAGCAUAUGGGAUUGCUUCCAUGGCUAUGGUUUUCAUCAACAAAGCAAUUCUCAUGCAGUAUACACACUCCAUGUCGCUUAUUACUUUUCAGCAAUUGGCAACUGCCUUGCUCAUUCACGUUGGUCGGAAAACUGGUUAUACAAAAGCUAAAGGGGUUGAUAUCACCACAGCUAAAGGGCUUCUCCCUGUUUCUUUGUUUUCCAAUGCAAAUGUGGCGUUUGCUCUUGCAAGCUUGAAAGGGGUUAAUAUUCCUAUUAAGAGGCUCAUACCACUUGCUGUUCUCAUUGCUGGAUUCUUUUCUGGAAAGGGGAAGCCUACAGCUCAGGUGAUCCUUUCAGUAGUUUUGACUGCCAUGGGAGUUAUUGUAGCUUCCAUCAGAGAUUUUCCCCCCGAUCUACUCGAAUACACCAUGGCCCUAACUUCUGUGUUUUUCCAGACCAUGUACCUCGUGUUGGUGGAGAAGUCCGGUACGGAGAAAGGGCUCUCAUCGAUCAAGAUAAUGUUCUACAACAGUUUCCUUUCUCUUCCGUUUUUGCUAUUUCUCAUCUUAGCGAACGGAGAGUUCCCAAAUUCCUUGGUAUUGUUACUUGCAAAGUUGUGUUCGACAUGA